AGAGGCUCUAUGCGAGACACAAAGCGAGCCUUUUCUUUACGAUGUCACCCAGGUACGACCCGAAGAAGUCCAGUACGAUAUGAGGAUUGUGUGUUACAUGUUAAACUUGAUUUCUAGAGUCGAAGAAAUCAUUCCAGCGCGAUAAGCUCUGGCUCAUCGACUUCUUUCUUACUUUUGUCAACUUGAAAAGCGCAACAGCUAGAGUAGGGGACGAUUUUCAAACAUCGACUACAAGAGCAAUUUGAAGUGAGCAGAACGACAGACUGAUCAUCUCCAAAAGGGAAGUUUUUCACCAUGAGUUCCGAAAAGACCAAAGUGGAGGAUGAAGCGGUGCUGGACAGAGGAGCGUCCUUUCUCAAACAUGUCUGCGAUGAAGAGGAAGUGGAAGGUCACCACACUGUGUACAUUGGUGUGCAUGUUCCCAAGAGCUACCACCGGAGAAGACGCCACAGACGCAAGUCUAAUCACAAGGAAAAGCGGGAGAGACCUGAACAGAAUACGGAAGGAUGCAAGUCAGAUGGGGAGAACGCAGAUGACUCCACUGCAAACAUCCUCAAACCACUCAUUUCUCCAGCGGAGAGGAUCAGGUUUAUCCUGGGAGAGGAGGACGAUGGUCCCCCACCUCCUCAGCUCUUCACUGAGCUGGACGAACUACUGGCUGUGGACGGGCAGGAGCUGGAGUGGAAGGAGACAGCCAGAUGGAUCAAGUUUGAGGAGAAGGUGGAGAAGGGCGGCGAGCGCUGGAGUAAGCCUCAUGUGGCCACGCUCUCUUUACACAGUUUGAUGGAACUCAAAACGUGCAUCGAGAAGGGCACCAUCAUGCUGGACUUGGAGGCCUCCUCACUGCCGCAGGUUGUCGAGAUGAUCACAGACAACCAGAUCGAGUCUGGUCAGUUAAAGGCGGACCUGAAGGAGAAGGUCAUGUACACGCUGCUACGUAAGCAUCGCCACCAGACCAAGAAGUCCAACUUGCGCUCCCUUGCCGACAUUGGCAAGAGUGUGUCCAGUGCAAGUAGGCUGUUUUCCAACCAGGAGAAUGCACGCAACCCCAUUGAACAACCUGUGCCUUGUUUUACCCCACAAGACUCAGAGGAACCAUGCGAGGUCAUGAGGAGCUCCAGCAUGGGAUACCUCUGUAGCCCAACGACUGCCCCUCGAAACCUCACCUCCAACAGCCUGAGUGACUUCUCUGAUAAACCAGAGAAAGAUCAGCUGAAGAAUAAGUUCAUGAAAAAAUUGCCCCGUGAUGCAGAAGCAUCAAACGUGCUGGUCGGAGAGGUAGACUUCUUGGAAACUCCCUUUGUGGCGUUUGUCCGUCUACAGCAGGCGGUUAUGCUGGGGGCUCUAACCGAAGUCCCUGUGCCCACAAGGUUUCUUUUUGUCCUGCUGGGGCCCAAAGGUAAAGCAAAGUCCUAUCAUGAAAUUGGAAGGGCCAUUGCCACCCUGAUGUCAGAUGAGGUAUUCCAUGAUAUUGCCUAUAAAGCAAAGCACAGGCAGGACCUGCUGGCUGGUAUCGAGGAGUUCUUGGAUGAGGUCAUUGUCCUGCCACCCGGAGAGUGGGACCCUGACAUCAGGAUAGAGCCACCAAAAUCUCUGCCUUCUUCAGACAAGAGGAAGAACAUGUAUGCUGGAUUAGAAGCACCUCAGAUGAAUGGCGACACUCCCCAUGAUGGGGGACAUGGCGGGGGAGGAGGACACCAGGUUGGAGAGGAGCUUCAGCGCACUAGAAAGUUUUGUGGAGGUCUUGUCCUGGAUAUCAAGCGAAAGCUGCCAUUUUUUGCCAGUGACUUUUAUGAUGCAAUACAUAUCCAGUCUCUGUCAACCAUCUUAUUCAUCUAUCUGGGCACAGUCACCAAUGCGAUCACAUUUGGAGGUUUACUUGGUGAUGCUACAGAAAACAUGCAGGGAGUGUUGGAAAGUUUCCUGGGUACGGCACUGACAGGAGCAGUGUUCUGUCUGCUGGCUGGUCAGCCCCUGACUAUUCUCAGCAGCACAGGUCCAGUGCUCGUCUUUGAGAGACUCCUCUUCAACUUCAGCAAAGACAACGGGUUUGACUACCUUGAGUUCAGGCUGUGGAUCGGCCUGUGGUCGGGUCUAUUCUGUCUUGUGCUGGUCGCCACAGACGCCAGCUUCCUGGUGCAGUACUUCACGCGUUUCACAGAGGAAGGCUUCUCUGCGCUUAUCAGCUUCAUUUUCAUCUAUGACGCUUUCAAAAAGAUGAUAAAGCUUGGCCACCACAACCCAAUUAACGCCGAAUACGAUCCCAACCUUGUCACACAGUACGACUGCCGCUGCACGCCUGGAAACUCAUCAGAACUCCUUGAUUUCUCUGCCUGGACAAACAGUACUGAUCUGCCAGUGAAUGCCACCUGGGCAUCCCUCACCAGGCAGCAGUGUCUUCAAUUCGGUGGGCAGCUGGUCGGAGAGGCCUGUGGCUAUGUGCCUGACAUCACCCUGAUGUCCUUCAUCUUGUUCUUUGGGACUUACACCUGUUCCAUGGCACUGAAGACAUUCAAGACGAGCCGCUUCUUCCCCACUACAGUGAGGAAGCUCAUCAGUGACUUUGCGAUCAUCUUGGCCAUUCUUCUCUUCUGUGGCGUGGACGCCCUUGUCGGUGUGAACACUCCAAAGCUCAUAGUGCCAAGUGAAUUCAAGCCCACAAGUCCACUGAGGGGCUGGUUUAUUCCUCCUUUUGGAGGGAACCCUUGGUGGGUGUACCUGGCAGCAGCACUCCCCGCUCUGCUGGUUACCAUUCUGAUAUUUAUGGACCAGCAGAUCACUGCUGUGAUUGUCAACAGGAAAGAGCACAAACUCAAGAAAGGGGCAGGGUAUCACUUGGAUCUGUUCUGGGUUGCCAUCUUGAUGAUCAUCUGCUCUUUCAUGGGCCUGCCGUGGUAUGUGGCUGCCACUGUCAUCUCCAUCGCCCACAUCGACUCUUUGAAAAUGGAGACCCAGACAUCGGCCCCUGGGGAGCAGCCAAAAUUCCUGGGUGUGAGGGAGCAAAGAGUCACUGGUAUCUUUGUGUUCCUCCUGACGGGAGUCUCUGUCUUCAUGGCCCCUAUCCUCAAGUUCAUUCCCAUGCCUGUGCUCUACGGUGUGUUCCUCUACAUGGGUGUGGCGUCACUCAAUGGUGUCCAGUUCAUGGACCGUCUGCAGCUGCUGUUGAUGCCAGCCAAGCACCAGCCGGACCUGAUCUACCUGCGGCACGUCCCCCAGAGACGCAUCCACCUCUUCACCUUCAUCCAGGGCCUGUGUUUGGCCCUCCUCUGGGUCCUCAAGUCUACUGUGGCUGCCAUCAUCUUCCCUGUCAUGAUCUUGGCACUGGUUGCUGUCCGUAAGGCGAUGGACUACGUGUUCUCCCAACAUGACCUCAGCUACCUGGAUGAUGUCAUCCCAGAGAAAGACAAAAAGAAGAAAGAGGAUGAGAAGAAAAAGAAAAACAAAAAGAAAGGAAGCAUCGACAGCGAAAUCGAAUUUUCUGACUACCCCUACCAUGAAAAUAUUCCCAGUAUUAAAAUCUCUAUGGAUAUGAUGGAAACGGAGCCCAUGUUGGGUGAUAAAUCUUUGGAUAGAGAUCAAUCCCAGACUUUCCUUAACCCGCAUUCGACGUGCUGAGGACUACUUUGUGUCUCCCACAGUGGCCGAGUGAUCUUGACAGGGGUUCAUACACAAAAGGUUUGCCUCACAUUCGAAUAAAGAGGGACUCUGAGGAUAACGGUGUCUUCUGGAAGAAGGGCUCGGAAACAGAUCUGUGACUGAAUUAUCCAAAGAUAAAGCAGAAGCAGCACAACAUAGCAAGCAUAAACAUCCUCUUUUGUAACGCUAUUUAUAAUAUUCCUCAUAUGAGGAUUUAAAUCAGAAUAGCUGAAAGUAUUGUCUCUUAAAAUUGAAGCACUUUGGUGGUACUGAAUUUUAAUGAGGGCUGACACAAGAUACGUUUGAGUGUUCUUCAUCUGCAUGAGUUCUUGCAGAAAACAAAAAGGUUACUCAAGGUAAUCUGUAUGCAGUUUUUAUGGGACAUUAGUAUCUUAUUAAUGUGUAUGCUAAUAAUUUAUAUAUAUAGAUAUAGAUAUUUUAUCAUUAAAGAUAUCCAGGAUACUGUAGAUUUGUAGAAUACAGGUGGCUUUAUAGCAUCUACAUCAUUAUUCCAGUCUGUACAUAUCAGGAGGAGUUCCCCACAGUUUUUUUAUUAAAUAUUUUAAUGACACCGAACAUAACCAGCCUCUCUUCUGAAAGUACUGUUUUAUAUAGAGGUGAAGUCACAACUACUGGAAUCUUAAGAUUAAAACAUAGUGGAGGUACUGCAUUUGGAGGCAAGCACAGAAAGAAAUCCUCCUUUACUUGUAGUGACUGCAAAAGGUCAUCUGUGCACAGUCAUGAGCGGACAUUAAUAUUGUAUUUAUGGGCAUAUUCAUUAUUUAUCAAGCAUCCACUGAAGGCUGCAUAUUCAUAAAACAUAUCCAGAAAAUAAUGUAAGAAUAUUGUGUUUGUUUCAGUAUGGUAAGUAAAUUAUUCAACACCAUACAGAAUGGAACUUAUACUUUCGUUUCCUUAUCUUCCUUCCUACCCUUUUUUCUAUAUUUAUUAUAUUGAAACUCUCAGCAAAAUAAUUUGCUGUGUGGAUCUUAAGUAUGGCUUCACCAUUUAACUUCCCCAUUUGUGCAAAUUCAGAUCCAGAUAUUCUUUCUGUGGUCUGUAUCCACUCAGCUGACAUUUCCCUGUUUUAGGGAUAUAUAGAUGUAUUAUACUUGUAUGUAGCUCUACCUCUUAUUUUUCUGUAGGUGCCAGGCAUUAUAUAUUAAAAACAUCUGUUGUGCAAUUAUUUGUGAUGAAACACUGAUUUAUUUUGUUCACCUGGCACUAUAUAGGAGCUUUUUUGGUGUAUUUUAUAGGGUAAUGCAACCAAAAAUUACAUUUUAGGUUUUUCAUCCCAAAAGCAAAAUUGUUGUUUUGUUUGUUAUUAUCACAUAGAGGGAAAAUAACACCUCAAAUUGCAUUAUCUGAUAAUAAAACAACACCAAUAUAACAUAAUUUUUGUGGGGUUACUAGAGUUGGUGGGGGCUCCCUUUUAACCCAUUGGAAUGAAUGCACUUCAUUGUUCUCAACAUUUGACCCUGAACUCAGCCCUAAAAUCCUAUUUGAGUUGAAUUUCCCUUUUUGAAAUGUUAUCAUAUUGAGAAGCUGUUAAUGUGAUGCAUUUUCAAUCACAGUAAUUUGUUUAUUAAAAUGUAAUGUUAUUUUAUGCAAAUCAACAAUCACUGUGAAGCAAUGCAAUGUUGCAACUUCUUGCUUCUUGAAGAGCUACUGCUUUUACAGUAUACAGGGUAAAAAGUGUUUGUGCAACAGCUUCACUUCAGUAUCUUAUCUUCAAUGUAUCAUUAUCUAAAUUCCAUUUAGUGACAGUUUGAUACGCAAUGUCUUUAAUACUUCCUGUAUUAUUCACAUGGCUUGAACGUGCUUCUAUUGCUGAUUGAAGUAUACACUGCAAUUUCAACUGAUUCACUGACUUAGGAUAUUAAUUCAUAUCUGAAUGUAAUACAUCUCAAUUAUUUGAAAUGUGCAUAUAUACCUUGACGAAAAGGACAUUUACAAUCAGUGCUGUUCCUGAUUUGUAGAGCAAAUAAGGGCUGUAAUUAAUUAAUUUCACGAUCACAUCUAUAUUCUGUCAAGAUGUGAAACAGACUGUUAAUGUCUUAAACCACAUUUUUUGAAACAAAAAUCAAAAACCACACGUCUUCCACUUUGUUCUGUGAACUGUGUAUCUUGACUUUUUGACUUUCUGGUCCACAUUUAAUGUGAUAUAUUUGAUGUUCUAACUCUGAAACCAAUUUUAUACAUGCAUCUAAUGUACUUAAUAACCAUAGGUUACUCAGAAAGAAGCAAAUGUCUUUUUUAUGGGGUAGUGAUUUGAAUGAGAGCAAUAAAACAGUCCAAAUGAUUCUUAAA
This is a messenger RNA of Micropterus dolomieu (smallmouth bass), 5946 nucleotides long. RefSeq names its product electrogenic sodium bicarbonate cotransporter 1-like. Gene Ontology annotation, biological process: bicarbonate transport; regulation of intracellular pH; monoatomic anion transport. The transcript has 27 exons. Bases 295 to 3615 code for a protein of 1106 amino acids. Gene Ontology annotation, molecular function: sodium:bicarbonate symporter activity; solute:inorganic anion antiporter activity; monoatomic anion transmembrane transporter activity. NCBI's taxonomy places the organism in Eukaryota, Metazoa, Chordata, Actinopteri, Centrarchiformes, Centrarchidae. The record is from RefSeq and is a predicted model, not a curated record. Gene Ontology annotation, cellular component: basolateral plasma membrane; plasma membrane.